Molecule: messenger RNA, 3666 nt
Organism: Lactuca sativa (garden lettuce)
Lineage: Eukaryota; Viridiplantae; Streptophyta; Magnoliopsida; Asterales; Asteraceae
Product: Spc97 / Spc98 family of spindle pole body (SBP) component
Biological process (GO): microtubule nucleation; meiotic cell cycle; mitotic cell cycle
Cellular component (GO): spindle pole; gamma-tubulin complex; microtubule organizing center
Molecular function (GO): microtubule minus-end binding; gamma-tubulin binding
Source: RefSeq, a predicted model, not a curated record
UAUUAUUUUUUUAUUUUUUUUAUUUUUACAUCUUAAAGAAAAGGCGUAAAAGUUUCGAGUCUACAAAAACUUGCCCUCUCAAAUUCCCUCCAUCCCCUUUAUCAACCGGUCGGAGAUCACAAAUUCGCCGUCUCUCCGCAGAUUUCCCAACACUCUUUUCAAAUUCCUCGUUCAUCCUCAACUCUCAUCACAGCUUAAAAAGGGAAAACAACAGCGGGAAAGAGAAACCAUCACCUCCCGCAUCGACGAUAUUGCCGGCAUUAUCUUCUCCAGCGACGAUGGCUGUCGAUACAGACUUUACCUCGCUUUUUAACAAUUUGAAGGUCGAAGAUCCAUGGCUUCCACCUAGACCUUGGGAAUCAAUUCCUACAGAAAGUGGACGUUCUGUCACUUCAACAUCUAUUUCCUCUCCUUCAAUUUCAAGACGCCUCUACGACACAUCAACUGUUUCUGAGGCUAGUUUAGUAAGGUUGGCAAUGAACGCUCUGCAAGGAUUAGAGUCAUCUCUUACAAGCAUUGACAGACUAUGCACAAUAUUCCGUUCUGAUCCAACAGACAGAACAUUUCACCGAAUUCCUAGUCUAUGGAACAAAUCUGUAAGUACACUUGCUCUUGAGAAGAUACUUAGAUCCUUAGGCUGCAUGGGCUGUGAAGUUUUCUUUCUCCAUAAAUUUAUUAGUCACUUCACAAACUUAAAUCCGGAUGAGGCAAGCAGCAAUUAUCCUCCAUACAGUCUGGUCAACCAGGCUUUUGCAGUCGCCAUUGGAGAUGUUUUGGAAGGUUACAUUGCUGCAUUAGAUACUUUAUCUUCUUCUGUUUGCUUGAGAAGAUUAUCACUUAAUGAUAGCAUGAUCGGCUGUCUUUCAAGUGUUGGACAUUCUGAGGUUACAUUGCUGGAGGUUUUUCUUCAUACAAAAGAAUUGAGAAGUCAAAUUGAGGUUAUUGGAAGCAUAUGCAAUGUGCAUGAUAUAGCUCUUUGUUUCUCACUUUCACCCCUUGAGGAUUUAGGUACUCAAACAAAAUUUAGUGAGUUUCCAAGAGGUGGAAAUCUUCUUACUUAUUUGUACAACGAGCUCAAGGUUGCUGAUCCAGUCCAUUGUUCACUUCUCAAAACUCUCUUUGUUCGCUCAUGUGAACCAUAUUUUGACUUUAUUAGAUCCUGGAUUUUCAAGGCCAAAAUUGUUGAUCCAUUUAAUGAGUUCAUAGUGGCUGAAGCUGAUAGUCAUCAAUCUUAUUCACUUUCUAACACUGGAGUUCUUGUUGACUUCCCUUCAGCCACCAUCAGGGAGGAAGAUGGAGUUUCUGUUCCAUGUUUUCUGAAGGAAUUCUUGAUUCCACUGUUUAGGGCUGGUCAGCAGCUUCAAGUACUGAUAAAAUUGCUGGAAUUUUCUGAUGGUGUUGGGAGUUGGAAUCGUACUUAUGAGGACUUUCUUCCAUAUUGGAGUAAAAUAUCGAGCUCCCAUUUGUCACAUGCAUCUCAUAUGGCUUUCAGUAAAGAAGGAAUUGAGAAAAUGGUACUUGCAAGAAGAGACUACUAUAAAAUCAUGAUGGAGAAACUCAAAAAUCAAUUGCCAAACCUAGAGUUCAGAUAUCAUCAGGUAAUUCCACACUCUACACCACCAAUUUCUGUUUCUAAUGGUAGAGGAAGUCUGGAAUUACUAUCUUCUUCAGCAAAGAAUAUGAAUCAAAAUCUGCGUCUUGAUACAGUGGAUAGCGAUCUAUCUAACAUGACAGAAGAGUUCUCAUAUGAGAAUGAUCCAUUAGAUUCAUCCGAAUGUUCAUCUGCUGAAGAAGACAUAGAGAAAUCUGAGAAUAUAAUUGAAUCUUUUCAUGAUGCAGAAGAUCUGGAGAAAAAAUACCUUUCUGCUUUAGAAUUUAAAUCAGAUACCUCUUCCAAUAUUCCAUUUAAAAAUUCUUCUCAAGUUAAGAGUCCAUCCACCAUAGGAAGUGCUUCACAUGAGUCAUAUAGGAAUGAUUUGUCAUCAACACCAGAAAAAACUCAAUAUGAGAAUAAUCAACCACUUAAUCCCAUUUGUAAUGCUAUAGGGAACAUAGAAGAUGUUGCUUUGAGUUUAAAAAGCUUGAAAUCAUGGGAAGUUGAAUCUGCUAAUAACCUAAUACAAGGAACAAGCAAACUUCGUGAAACAUCUUCCAAAGUCAAUUUACCUUCUUUUGACUUUAAGUCAAUACGAGAUCCUUUUACUGAAUGUGUAGAUAGAUUAGGAAUAGGAAGCUCUAAUAGAACUGACCAUUUCUCAGUUCCAGCUAAUAAUACUGCUCCCAUGAAGAGAAAUUACCAUAAAGCCCCUGGUGAUGAUACACUCCCUGUCAACAAGACUUCAUUCCAUAAACAUGAAGAUAUUCGUUUCAAAACUGAUCACCAAAAACAAGAACUGUCACCAAAUGGUGGUGGUGGUGGUUGGCAAGUUAUGCUUAGUGGCACUGGCAACAAAAAUGUAAUCCUCCGCCCUGGUGACCAUAGUAAGAUUGGUGUGGCUGCAGUUAUUGAGAUACCAUUGGAUUUUGUUCUUGAGAAAUGCUUGUUGGAGGAGAUUCAACUCCAAUAUAUUUAUGUGAGUAAAUUGACAAUUAAGCUACUUGAGGAAGGUUUUUCUUUACAAGAACAUUUGUUGGCUUUGAGGAGAUACCACAUGAUGGAAUCAGCAGAUUGGGCAGAUUUAUUUAUCGUGUCACUUUGGCAACAUAAAUGGUAUGCCACAGAGGCAGAUAAAAGGGUAUCUGAAAUUCAGGGGCUUCUAGAACUUUCAGUUCAGAGGUCUUCAUGUGAAAGAGACCAUUAUAAAGAUAGACUCUUUGUUUACAUGAAAGAACAAGGCUCCACAUCUCUCCCUGGUUUUGCAACUGGUAUACAGUCCUUCAAUGUAUUAGGCCUGGGUUACAGAGUAGAUUGGCCAGUGAGCAUUGUUUUGACUCCUGCUGCAUUGAAGAUAUAUGCUCAAAUCUUUAGUUUUUUGAUACAAGUCAAACUUGCUUUAUCUUCUUUGACUGAAAUAUGGUGUUCAUUUAAGGAAUUCAUGCAUUUCACCAACAAGAAUCGUCAUUCUGAUGUACAAAAAUCCCAUUUCAAUAUCAUGGUGAAAUUGAGGCACCAGAUUUUCCAUUUUGUAUCAACAUUGCAGCAAUAUGUUCAGUCUCAGUUAUCACAUGUAUCCUGGUGUAGAUUUCUAGAGUCUCUCAAGCAUAAGGUUAAGGAUUUGACAGAUCUCGACAUUGUGCAUAUGGAUUAUCUCAAUGAUUCACAAUGCAUAUGUUUUUUAUCGGAUGAUAUGAAAAUAAUAGCUGAGAUUAUUCAAAGCAUUUUGCAAUGUGCAUUGGACUUCAGAUCUUUUGUUGUGCCAAACAAAUCAGCUGUCAACAUUGCUCAGGUUGUGAGCAUUAAAGAAGCAUUUGAGAAAAACAUGAGACAAUUGUAUGCAUGCUAUAUCAAGUCUCCUAAGAAUGUGGAGUUCAGUCUUCCACGCUUCUGGGAGUACCUCAAUUACAAUCACCAUUUUUCAGAUGUUAUUAAUAAAGAAAUGGGCCACCAUAUUCUUUCCUUCUAAAACUCUUAUUAUCAACUUUUUUUUUUCUUUCACGUGUAUGUGGUUUUUGAUUGAUGACAUUUUUUUUUGUGUGUAAUUAUAUCAUGUCUUGUUUAUUUUCCUA